ACUCACUCUCCUCUUACACAAACACUUCACUCACAAAAAAAAAUACUCUUUUUUCUUUUGCUUUCUGUUGAGCAAAAUCAGCAAUGGCAAAGCUUGUUUCUUUUUUCCUUUUGGCCCUUAUUGCCAUUUCCAUGGUUGCAACCACUGUUCUGGCUGCAGAUGCCCAGUACCACCUUGAUCGUGCAAGGUAUGGUCCAGGGAGCUUGAAGCCAACACAAUGCCUGCCACAAUGUACAAGAAGAUGUAGCAAGACACAGUACCACAAGCCAUGCAUGUUCUUUUGCCAGAAAUGCUGUAAGACAUGCCUAUGUGUUCCUCCUGGUUUCUAUGGAAACAAAGGUGUUUGCCCCUGCUACAACAACUGGAAGACCAAAGAAGGAGGACCAAAGUGCCCUUAAUUUUUUAACCACAUUGUUACUCUAGUUUGUCACCCCAAGUUUAACUGAUAUUGUUGUUUGUUGGUCUUCUUGAUCAUAUUAUUAUUAUUACUACUACUAUUAUUUUGUCUGAAUUAAGAGGUCAUUAGUUGUAUGACCUUUUUUUAUUUGUGUUAAAAAGUGUUAUCUUUUACUCUAUGUAUGUAUUGCUCCUUUGGGCUAGAAUACUUUUGUAUUGCCCGAUAUGAGAGCUGCUUGACCAAUUCUUCUGUUGGUCUAUUGUUAUGUUUCUCUUUUCUAAUGUAACAAUCUUGUCCAGAUUCUUUUGGUCUAUUGUUAUGUUUUACUCAAUAGAAUGUGUAACUGCAGAAAA
This is a messenger RNA of Solanum dulcamara, 750 nucleotides long. Its product is annotated as gibberellin-regulated protein 6. The record is from RefSeq and is a predicted model, not a curated record. The transcript is spliced from 3 exons. Bases 84 to 398 code for a protein of 104 amino acids. NCBI's taxonomy places the organism in Eukaryota, Viridiplantae, Streptophyta, Magnoliopsida, Solanales, Solanaceae.